UUUUUUUUUUUUUUUCAAUUUUUUUGAUCCUCAUACAAAAACGAUGAUGGACACUUCUGCUGACGCUUCUGCCACUGCCGCUGCCGCCGCCGGCUCCGCAUCGUCUGCGUUCGGUGCGUCUGGUGCAGCUGGCAGUGCCGCCAGCAGCUCCGCAAUGAAGAUUGAGCGCGCGACGACCAAGACCAAGCGCGUGGCUGCCCAUAGCCAUGUGAAGGGCCUCGGCCUCGACGACAACGGCGACGCCCAGCCAAUCUCAGCAGGCCUUGUUGGCCAGACUGAAGCUCGCGAGGCAUGCGGCGUCAUUGUCGAACUCAUUCGCAGCAAGAAGAUGGCUGGACGCGCGGCGCUUCUCGCUGGUCCUCCUGGCACUGGCAAAACCGCGCUUGCACUUGCUGUCGCCCAGGAGCUUGGUCCCAAGGUGCCAUUCUGCCCCAUGGUCGGUAGCGAGGUCUACUCAUCUGAGGUUAAAAAGACGGCCGUGUUGAUGGAGCAUUUCCGUCGUGCUAUUGGCCUCCGAAUCAAGGAAACCAAAGAAGUCUUUGAGGGCGAAGUCACAGAGCUCAAUCCCGAAGAGACUGACAACCCGCUUGGCGGCUACGGCAAGACUCUCGCAUCCGUUGUUGUGGGACUGAAGACCACCAAGGGCACCAAGCAACUUCGUCUCGAUCCCUCCAUCUACGAAACCAUUCAAAAGGAGAAGGUCUCUGUUGGCGACGUUAUCUACAUUGAAGCCAACAGCGGUGCAGUAAAGCGCCAAGGCCGUUGCGACGCGUACGCCACGGAAGCCGAUUUGGAGGCCGAGGAAUACGUCCCGCUGCCGAAGGGCGAUGUGCACAAAAAGAAGGAGGUCAUUCAAGAUGUUACGCUCCACGAUUUGGAUGUUGCCAACGCUCGGCCUCAGGGCGGCCAAGACAUCAUGUCCAUGAUGGGUCAGCUCGUCAAGCCCCGCAAGACAGAAAUCACGGACAAGUUGCGACGAGAAAUUAACAAGGUGGUGAACAAGUACAUUGAGGACGGCGUGGCCGAGCUCGUUCCCGGUGUGCUUUUCAUUGACGAAGUGCACAUGCUGGAUCUCGAGUGCUUUACCUAUCUUCACCGUGCUCUCGAGUCGACGCUUGCGCCAAUUGUCAUUUUCGCCACCAACCGCGGCGCCUGCGAAGUCCGCGGCACCGACGGAAUCAUUUCACCACACGGCAUCCCCCUCGAUUUGCUUGAUCGUCUGCUGAUUGUGCGGACAAUGACCUACUCGGUUCAGGAGAUUGUGCAAAUCAUUGCCAUCCGAGCCCACACCGAGGCUAUUGCCAUCGAGGAAGAAGCUAUUGCUUUCCUCGGCGAGGUUGGUGAUGCUACGACACUAAGAUAUGCUGUUCAACUCCUUUCGCCCGCAUCGCUGCUCGCUCGCACAAACGGCCGCGAGCGCGUCAGCAAGGCGGAUAUUGUCGAGUUGUCGCAGUUGUUCUUUGAUGCCAAGACGUCAGCCAAGCAUUUGGCAGAGAACGACGAAAAGUACUUGCAUUAAAAACAACAGCCCCCACCGUUUUGAUCGCACUUUAGUUGUUAAUGCGGCAGAUCGGUUCUGUUGUUUCGGGUUGCUUGUUCUUUUUGAUUUUCGUCAUUGUGUCAUCUGUUGUGAUUCCCAAUAUAUUCAAACCUUUUCGUUAUGACGUACU
Molecule: messenger RNA, 1670 nt
Organism: Capsaspora owczarzaki ATCC 30864
Lineage: Eukaryota; Filasterea; Ministeriida; Capsasporidae
Product: pontin
Exons: 8
Coding region: 44-1519 (491 amino acids)
Biological process (GO): regulation of transcription by RNA polymerase II; chromatin remodeling; box C/D snoRNP assembly
Cellular component (GO): Swr1 complex; NuA4 histone acetyltransferase complex; R2TP complex
Molecular function (GO): ATP hydrolysis activity; ATP binding; DNA helicase activity
Source: RefSeq, a predicted model, not a curated record